Molecule: messenger RNA, 1140 nt
Organism: Camellia sinensis
Lineage: Eukaryota; Viridiplantae; Streptophyta; Magnoliopsida; Ericales; Theaceae
Source: RefSeq, a predicted model, not a curated record
AUGGUUCCACCUCUUAUGUUGUUAUGCAAAAAUGGUGAUCAUACCAUUGUGUUCAAGGUUGUGUCAAACUCCGCAUUGAAGGAUUUAACUGAUUUCUUAAGUUGUAAAUUGAAGAAGUUUGACAGUAGUGGUUGCAUACUGUUAUCGUACUGUUUACCUGGACAUUUGCAGUGCAUGAUUGAUAAUGAUUCUGAUUUUCAAAAUAUGUUGUCGCUUGUUUAUCCCCUUGGUGUUGACCAGGUUGAUGUGACUAUUACUGAAAUGGGCAUUUCAAAUGAAACACAUGGAGUUAGAGAAUCAAGGGACGCUAGUGGAUCCAACAUUACUGAUGAUGAAAUGGAUUUACUCCAUAUGAAUCUACAUGAUGAGCAUACUUGUGGAGCUGCAGUUCGUACUUCUAAAAACUCAAGGAUGAGUUCAAAUUUGGUUACAAGUUUGAUUGUUAAUGAAGUUCGUGGGAAUCCCCAAACUUGUCCAAUUGAUGUUGUGCGUCAAUUUACAGAUCAAUACGGGCUCACUAUUACGUACAAUCACGCCUGGUUGGGAGUUGAGAAAGCUAGGACUACUACUUUUGGAGAUUUCUCUAUGUCUCAUGAUGAGAUUCGAUGGUAUAUAGAUAUUGUGAUGAGCACAAAUACUGGUAACUAUUUGCGUCUUGACUAUAACCAUGGUUCAAGAGGUUUUUUUCCUCUUGCAAUGGCAAUUGUCGAUACGGAGACUACAAACAGUUGGGAAUGGUUUUUUAUGCAUUUGUCGAAUAUAUUGUUGGAUAAAAGACCAAUUACCUUCAUAUCUGAUCGGAACGCAGGACUUUUGGAGGCUUUACCCAAGUGCUUGAAAGAAUUACAAGAUGAGGGAAAAGGGAUCGUUUGUAGGUUUCUAUCCAAUUUUCCCUAUGACAAGUGGACUAAUGCAAAUUUUAAAGGAAAAAAAUACGGUGAAAUGCACUCGAAUGUGGCAGAGUCUUUCAAUUCAUGGAUCCAUCAAGCUCGUCAUUUGCCCACUACGAAGAUGAUUGAUUCAAUUAGGUUGAAGAUCAUGGAUUUGAUGUUGAGAAGGAGAGAACAAGCUAAGAAAUGGAAUACUUUUCUUUGUCCGGAGAUGGAUUCAACAUUAGUAAAUGCUCUUAAAAGUGGAUGA